AAUGUUCAAACUCGAGCUUUUAUCAGCUGUGUGCAAUGCAUUCAAGAAGGAGGGCGGGUAAUAUUCACAGCACUUUCGACUUCAGGCUGUUUCCCUUAGGGGCUUCUGGGUUUACUUGUAACAUUUUAUCUUAUAUACAGCAUAGAGCGGCAGUUUUCUGGUAGCGAAACAGUAGUGAAUCGCAUAUACUGAAGCGUACUUUCUGCCGGGGUUGUUUUGUAGUCCGUCGCGUGGAAUCCAAAUUACACACGAUCCGAUAAGAGUUCACUAGGCGAUCGUUUCUGGGACGUUGUUACGCUGUUUUUCCUACUUGUCUACGUGUAUUUGUGGUGUCGCCAAUUCCAUCCGGUCUGCAAAGCAGCCUGAACUGCUCGUGGAUGUUAACUGUUACUUUGUUGAGGGGGCGAACCGGUCUCGGCUGCUCUCCCUUUGUUUGGGCUCAGGACUCGGCUGAAUCCGCUGGGCUUCCGUUUCAAACGUCUCGUUCGACCCCGCGAACGCUAUUUUAGGAUGGCUCCACAAAAGCACGGAUCGGGUGGGAAUGGUUUUUAUGGCAACAGCGCGAGUAAAGCCGCUAAUGGAGGAGCGCACGCAUCGUCCGGUGUUGUGAUGACUUCAGUCAAGCGACUCAAGAUGGAGCAGAUCCAAGCCGACCACCAACUCUUCCUGGAGGCGUUCGAGAAACCAACUCAAAUAUACAGAUUUCUUCGCACAAGGAAUCUCAUAACUCCAAUUUUCCUGCACCGAUCUCUUACAUAUAUGUCCCACAGAAACUCGAGAACAAAUUCAAAAAGAAAGAGCUUCAGUUUGAAUGAUCUGCUGUUUAAAGUGGAGAAGUCAAAAGUGGAUCCAGAAUCUCACAGUGUGGCAUCAAACCUGCAACUCACUUUCACUGGAUUCUUCCAUAAAACUGAGAAGCAAUUGCAGAACUCAGAGAAUGAAGAAAACUCUGUGUCUGUAGAAGUGCUACUCGUCAAGCUCUGCCACAAGAAAAGAAAGGAUGUUACUUGUCCAGUGAAGCAAGUGCCAACGGGUAAAAAGCAGGUUCCUCUGAACCCAGACAUCAGUCCAACCAAGCUGGGAGGUUUUCCCACUCUGAUAGUGCCUAGCCACGAGUUUGAGCCUGUUAACAGCAACACGGUGAAGUCCUACUCCCUUCUGUUCAGAGCGUCUCGUCCAUGGGGAAGAGAGCACAAUGGCAUGACCACCAGAGAUACCAAUGUUAUCGAAGAGCUGUCUAACAGGAAGAAGAGAUACUGCUCUCAUCAGGAUGAUGGAGAAACUACAUUUGUGGCACAAAUGACUGUUUUUGAUAAAAAUAGACGCCUCCAGCUUUUGGAUGGUGAAUAUGAAGUCUCCAUGCAGGAGAUAGAGGAGAGCCCUGUAGGCAAGAAAAGGGCAACUUGGGAAACAAUAUUAGAUGAGAAGUGGGUUCCCCCCUUUGAGACCUUUUCUCAGGGACCAACACUGCAGUUCACUUUGCGAUGGACUAAUGACACAGCGGACAAAGCGACAGCACCGGUGGCUAAACCGCUGGCCACACGCAAUUCUGAGGCCAGCACAGUAGACAGCAGUAAAACUAGUAAUGUAAAGCCACCACAGGCUGUAGCAGUUAAUGACUCUGUUGGCACUGAUCUACCAGUAAGAAGAGAACAAACUCACAUUGAACCUUGUCAGAAACUACGUGUUUAUUAUCAGUUCCUGUAUAACAAUAACACACGGCAGCAGACAGAGGCCAGAGAUGACCUGCACUGUCCCUGGUGCACGCUGAACUGCCGUAAGCUCUACAGCCUCCUCAAGCACCUCAAGCUCUCGCACAGCCGCUUCAUCUUCAGCUAUUCGCCUCAUUCUAAAGGAGCCAGGAUAGAUGUGUCAAUCAAUGAAUGCUAUGACGGGUCUUACGUGGGCAACCCUCAGGACAUCCUCUGCCAGCCUGGCUUUGCCUUCAGCCGUAAUGGUCCAGUGAAGAGGACUCCAGUUACACAGAUUCUUGUCUGCAGGCCUAAGCGCUCAAAGCCCAGCCUCUCGGAGUUCCUGGAGCCAGAGGAUGGAGAGCAGGAGCAGCAGCGGACGUACAUCAGUGGCCACAACCGCCUGUACUUCCACAGUGACAGCUGCACGCCACUUCGACCACAGGAAAUGGAAGUGGACAGUGAGGACGAGAGGGACCCAGAUUGGCUCAGGGAGAAGACUGCUAUGCAAAUUGAGGAGUUCACAGACGUCAACGAGGGAGAGAAAGAGGUCAUGAAACUGUGGAACCUGCUCGUGAUGAAACAUGGAUUCAUAGCUGACAACCAAAUGAAUCAGGCCUGUAUGUUGUUCGUGGAGCAGCAUGGCACCAUCAUGGUGGAGAAGAAUCUGUGCCGAAACGCCCUGCUCCAUCUAAUCAAUAUGCACGACUUCGGCUUGAUAACCACAGCAACCAUCGACAAGGCCAUGACUCACCUGAGAGAUCUCACACAGCAAUCCAUAGCGCAAGACUGACAGUGGUGAAUCAGCAUUCCGAAUUUACUGAAGACCCAGAGUCACUGAAACACUCUGUCAGACGCCUCCCUGGAUAUGAACACGCUCUGCGCUCUCUCCCAGUUAAAGAUGUUGAGUUGGCAGCAGUUGUGUGGUUAUACAUGGUCAUGAAGUCAUCAGAAGACUCAGUUUCGAUGUCAAUUUACUUGAAGAUGCCGUUCGUCUUUAUGGUGGACUGUACAAGCAGGUCUGAUUUGUAUAUAUUUUUUUUCUCCACAUUCACACAGCCCUGCAGCUCUUGCAGGUUUUUAGCACUUGUUUUAGGUGCCCAUUUUUAAAAGAACUAAGAAGAUUGUUUUUUAAUAUAUUUUGAAUACCGAUGGACUCAAAUAGCUCCUACACGCUUGGUUUUAUUGCUUUUUUUUUCACAGGGGCUCACAAACUCUUUCGGAAAACUUGAACAUUUUAGUUUUGCCAGUGUAUAGGGUUGUUUUUCUUUGUGUGUAGGUGGUUUGUCAAUGUUAAACUACAUUUUUUUUUUUUUUUUUUUUUCUCGGAACUUCUCUGGACCCAAAAUAGUUUGCUCUGAUCUGGUGCUUGAAGUAAAUCCAUACUUCAAAUGAAACGUUUUUCAUUGGAUUCUCAGAUUGAAGCCGUCUACAUCUACACUGCAGUGCUUAUCAAGUUCUUCAGAGCCUUAAUUCCACUGAUUUUGUAACACAGAGACGUACAGGGUACUAAAGCCUUGCGGAAUUGUUUACACUUGCCUUACCCAUGGAAACAUGGACUUUAAGCAGGGUUUGAACUUUGGUGUAAAUCAUUGUGAAGCGGUUUCAUUUGCUUGUUUGAAUAAUUUCAAUGACGAUUUACUGCACACAACACAUUGUGGAGGUAAAUCUUUUAGUUUGAUCACAGUGCUCUACUGGUUUUCAUGGUGCCCAGGUGUUUCUGAGGAAAGCUGUUGUAUAAUGUGUGUGUAUAUAAAAGUUUGAUGGCGAUCUGCAUUCCAGAAGGAAGAUUAUUUUAGACCAAAGUGACAUUUGUCUAGUUUCUUCAAAGUUUGCAUACUUGUUUUUGUUGUUUGCGUCGGUUUUAAAACAAAGGGAUCUGCUUUAUUUUGUGCACUGGUUUUAAAAUAAUGUUUCUGCUCAUUAUUGGAGAUCAAUUACUUAACUGGCUGAAGCAGUUGUGUAACUGCAGUUGUGUAACUCUCCUAAUACAGCAUCUGUUACACAAGAUGUGGAUUGCUGAUUAAGAAUGAAUGUCAAAAGAUAUUUAUAUCAUCAAUAUGAUAGGAACAUUAUGAAACAUGCUUGUGUUUCGGAAUUAUGCUGCAGCAAGUGCUUGAGGUUGCUCUUUAUUUAAAAUAAAGAUAUUGUCGUUUUGUUUUGCCAUUGA
Messenger RNA from Danio aesculapii, 3861 nucleotides. RefSeq names its product SUZ12 polycomb repressive complex 2 subunit a (gene suz12a). The coding region runs from base 511 to 2484 and encodes 657 amino acids. The record is from RefSeq and is a predicted model, not a curated record. The transcript has 16 exons. Gene Ontology annotation, cellular component: ESC/E(Z) complex; nucleus. Lineage: Eukaryota; Metazoa; Chordata; Actinopteri; Cypriniformes; Danionidae. Gene Ontology annotation, molecular function: chromatin DNA binding.